AUGGGAACACAAACCCAGCACAAGUCUUCGGCAACCUGUCCGACCGUCCUAGGCAAGGCAUCAGUCCAUCUCGACUACCUCGCCGAGGGUGCUGCCAACGUCAUCUACAGCGUUUCCGUACUGCGUCCAGCAGAAUUGGCCGAACACUCGCACUGCUGUGUCAUGCGGAUGCGCAAAGACCUGUCCUUCACCAAGCCAUGCAAGGAGGUGAUUGCGGACUUUGAGAACUCGAUCGUCCCGCUGUUCAGCCACGACCCGAGCUUACUACUAGUCCACGCGCUGUACAAUUUGACUCCAGAGCUCGUCGAGAAGUUGAACGGGGACCUGCACGAGAUGGACGGUGUGCAGCUCUCGGCCCUCGGCACCAACGUGGUCCGCUCCCGCGGCAAGGCGGUCCGCGAUCUCCAUCGCCGCCACGUCUAUCUGCCCUCCUUUAGAGACGAACAACACGGCGUCCUGAUGCAAAACCUGCAAGGGCCCGGCAUCGACUGGCUGGUCGAGUUCAAGCCGAAAUGGCUUCUCCAGAGCCCCAGCGCACCGGCCGACGCGCGCAACUGCCGCACUUGUGCGCUGAACGCGAUGCGACGCGAGGCGGGCAAAGCCCAGGGCCGUGGCGACUCCGGGUUCUGCCCCAUCGAUCUCCUCUCUGACGACGGCGCGGUCCUCGAAAGCGCACUGGCGCGCAUCUGGCCGCCCGAAGCGGGCAUCGAGGUGACCGCGUUCCGCGAGCAAGUCCAACCGGCACUCCAGCACCUGCGCUCGCUGCAGCGGAAAUUCAACGGCGUCGGCGUCGAGGACUUCCAACAUCCAGACGCAAACCAAUUCGGCGUCGCCAUGGCGCUGCGAGAUUGUAGUGUAUUCAUGGCGCUGAAGCGAUCGAUGCCUUCUUCCCCGUCGGUGGUGGAGAUCAGCGAUGUGAAGUUCGCUGAUCUCGAUCUCAAGUCGACGGAAGGUGGCAAGGUGCAGAAGUGGGCGGUCAUGGAGCAGCAGCUGCUUGACGGUGGUUGGUAUCACCACACCGUCGAGGGCUCCGAGUGUGCCCUUGGUCGCGGUCGAGCGAGUUGA
Molecule: messenger RNA, 1065 nt
Organism: Exophiala aquamarina CBS 119918
Lineage: Eukaryota; Fungi; Ascomycota; Eurotiomycetes; Chaetothyriales; Herpotrichiellaceae
Exons: 1
Coding region: 1-1065 (354 amino acids)
Biological process (GO): inositol phosphate biosynthetic process
Cellular component (GO): nucleus
Molecular function (GO): ATP binding; inositol-1,3,4,5,6-pentakisphosphate 2-kinase activity
Source: RefSeq, a predicted model, not a curated record